AUGUCGAUGGUGUUCAUCUUUGUAAAAGGGGGCCCCAAAGAGCAUGUCCCCGGAGCCUCCUCUUCCUCAGACCAGUCCGAGAGCUCUUCUGGGGAGCACCAUGUCGUGGAUGGAGGCUCUCAGGGCCUUUCCCACUCAGAGCACGAUGACUCUUCUGAAAAGCUGGGCCUCAUCUCUGAAGCGGCCUCGCCUCCUGGGAGCCCCGAGCAGCGCCCGCCUGAUCUGGUCUCGGCCAUCAGCAGCUGGGUUCAGUUUGAAGAUGAUGCGCCCUGGGCCAGCUCAUCACCACCUCCUAAAGAAGCAGUGGGGACAGCCACAUCACUGACCAUGCCCUGCUGGACCUGCCCUUCCUUCGACUCCCUGAGGAGAUGCCCUCUGCCCUCCGAGAGCAGCUGGACCACACAUUCUGAAGACACCAGCAGUCCUAGUUUCGGCCCCUCGUACACAGACCUGCAGCUCGUCAGCGCUGGGGAGCAGAGUGGCCUGGCUUCCGGGGCCGACUCGACAGACAAUUCCUCCUCUCUGCAGGAGGAUGAAGAGGUAGAGAUGGAGGCCAUCAGCUGGCAGGCUGGCAGCCCAGCCGUGAACGGACACCCUGCCACACCAGUGACCUCUGCGCGUUUCCCCAGCUGGGUCACUUUUGAUGACAAUGAAGUCAGCAGCCCUUUGUCCCCCAUCACGUCUCCUCUGAAGCCAGAAACACCGCCUCUUGCCUCCGUGACCCCAGAUGGACCUUACAACUCAACAGGGUCAUUUAAGAAGCGGGAGCGGCCCAAGAGCACUUUGAUGAACUUCUCCAAAGUUCAGAAGCUAGACGUGUCCUCCGUAAGCCAUCCGCCUGCCGUGCCCGAGGCUCCACCUUGGAGGGCCACCAAUCCUUUUCUGAAUGAGACGCUACAGGAUGUACAGCCGUCCCCCAUCAACCCUUUCCGGGCUUUCUUUGAGGAGCAGGAGAGGCGAGCCCAGAACAGUUCUGUGUCCGGUACCCCAGGCAAGAGCCAGAGGGAUUCCCUCGUUGUCGUCUACCGGGACGCCAUCAGUUUUGAUGACUCAAGCCGAAACCAGUCACGCUCGGAUGCUGUGGAAAAACUCAAGCGGCUCCAAAUCGAGGAUUCCGACCACGUGGGGGGUGCCACGCUCCCUGAUGAUGACCCGACCGCCUGGACUGAACUGGAUGAGGACCCAGCCGGCUCCGAGCAGUCCCCGCCCAGAGACGGGUGGCCCAUGAUGCUUAGGAUCCCCGAGAAGAAGAACAUCAUGUCCUCCAGGCACUGGGGACCCAUCUACGUCAAACUGACGGCCGGUGGUUACCUGCAGCUGUUUUAUGAGCAGGGCCUGGAGAGGCCAUUCCGUGAGUUCAAGCUGGAGAUGUGCCAUGAGAUUUCCGAACCCCGGCUCCAAAACUAUGACGAGAACGGGAGGAUCCACAGCUUGCGGAUAGACCGCGUCACCUACAAGGAGAAGAAGAAGUACCAGCCUAAACCCGCCGUGGCCCACUCGGCCGAGAGGGAGCAAGUCAUCAAGCUGGGCACCACCAACUAUGAGGACUUCCUGAGCUUCAUCCGGGCAGUUCAGGACCGCCUCAUGGAGCUGCCCGUGUUGUCCAUGGAGCUGAGCACGGUCGGCCUGAACUACCUGGAAGAGGAGAUGACGGUGGACGUCCAGGAUGAGUUCUCUGGCCUCGUGAGCAAGGGGGACAACCAGAUCCUCCAGCACCGUGUCCUGACACGGAUCCAUGUGCUGAGCUUCCUCUCGGGCCUGGCCGAGUGCCGGCUGGGUCUCAACGAUGUCCUGGUCAAAGGGAACGAGGUGGUGUCCCGCCAGGACAUCGUGCCCACCACCACCACCAAGUGGAUCCGGCUCCACGAGUGCCGCUUUCACGGCUGCGUGGAUGAGGACGUGUUCCGCAGCUCGCGCGUCAUCCUCUUCAACCCUCUGGACGCCUGCCGCUUUGAGCUCAUGCGGUUCCGGACAGUGUUCGCCGAGAAGACCCUGCCCUUCACGCUCAGGACGGCGGCGAGCAUCCACGGGGCGGAGGUGGAGGUGCAGAGCUGGCUGAGGAUGUCGGCGGGCUUCUCCUCCAACUGGGACCCCCUCACCCAGGUCCCCUGCGAGAAUGUGAUGGUCCGCUACCCCGUGCCCAGCGAGUGGGUGAAAAACUUCCGCAGGGAAAGCGUCCUGGGGGAGAAGUCUCUGAAAGCCAAAGUGAACCGGGGGGCAAGUUUUGGCUCAGCCAGCAUCUCUGGCUCUGAGCCGGUCAUGAGAGUCACCCUGGGGACUGCCAAAUACGAGCAUGCCUUCAAUGCCAUCGUGUGGAGGAUAAACCGACUGCCCGACAAAAACUCAGCUUCUGGUCACCCACACUGUUUCUUCUGCCACCUUGAACUUGGCUCAGACCGGGAAGUGCCUUCCAGAUUUGCCAAUCAUGUGAAUGUCGAGUUCAGCAUGCCUACAACGUCUGCCUCCAAAGCUGCUGUGAGAUCCAUCUCGGUGGAAGACAAGACGGAUGUCAGGAAGUGGGUCAAUUAUUCCGCACACUACAGCUACAAGGUGGAAAUUGAGCAGAAAAAGAGUUUGAAGCUGGACUUGGAAGGAGACGACUUGGAAAAUCCCCAGGAGUGUGGGGUCCAGUGAUGAGGCCGUCUUGCAGGGGGUUCCUGACCCCAGCGGCACCAUAGGAUGUCUUCCUGAAUAGCUGAAAUUCAAGUCAGUACCUAGCACGGCUCCUCCCUGUGGAGAACAGUGUAUGGAUCCUCCUGUUUUGUAGUGACCUGUAUUCUAACAGGGAACCCUAAGGUGGCUGCCUGGGAGAGGCUCUGACUAUGCUGGAAGCACACGGGUCACCUGGCCUGUGGAGCUUACGGUAUAAUUAAGCCUCCCUCCACUCUUGCUUAUCUCAAGGCUCUUGGGUAUGGCUUGUCAUGACUGAUAAUAGUCAGGAAAAGAAAUCCACCCCCCCAUCAGUGUUGGUGUGAUUUCUUCCUGAUGUUCAUCUGUCAAUCAAUUUCUGGAAAACAAUUUCUUGAGAAGUUAAUUAACCAAGACUCCACCUCCAUCACUCCCUCUAAAGAAAGAAUGACAAAAGGUACAAAACCGAUUUCUUCUCUGGGUCUGCUAGACCUUUCUUAGGUGUCUCCACGCUUCAAAUGUUAGCACUAUGCAAGAAGGAAGUUUCUGAAAGGUUUUCUCCCAGGUUCGAAAUUGAAACACUUUUUCCAUCUUUCUAAAGUGUCAGCCCCAGGGUUCACCAUCCUGAGUCACAAUAGACAAUGGGGAAAAAGGCACAAUAGGAUGCUUUUAAAUUCUGUAAUUAGCCCUGUAUUCUGCAGAGUGGCUGUUGGACGGAAAGCAAAAUUGAGCUAUUUUUCUUCGUUCUGGGGAAAAGGAAUAUUCAUUUUGAGAUAAUAUUCAUUUCAGGAGACAGCUUCAAUCUCAGUGAUUUUCUAAAUUCACACUGAAAAAUAUAUGCCAUUUCUGACUCCUGAAAUAAAUGGAUGCAUAUAUCUCAGGCAUUUGUCAAGGGCAUUUUGGGAACUCCAUUUUAUACCUCAUAGCCAGUAGACACCUUCGUGUCUCUAACUCAAACUUUAUAGGAAAUGUAAUUUGAAAAGAUCAUUUUAAAAGUUGUUUCAAAAUUAAGCUUGUAUGAGCUUUUCCUAAAAAUUCACAGUUUGAUAAUCACAGUAUUCUAAUAGAUCUGAAAGGCAGAAAACUCUAGGGUAGAGAUAGGGGAAAGCCAUAUUUUUCUAAUGUUGGGAACCUUAAAUCCUGAUUCCAAGAAUCUAGGACACUCAAUAUUCUUUCUCUUCAUCUGUUCCUGCUCACGUUCUGUACCUCCACAUCCCAGAGGGAAUACUAGGAUCAACAAUUUAAAGGCAGCUUUUAUUUGCCUUCUUAGUUCUCUGAUGAAGAAAAGAGUAAGGAGGGCAGAAGGUACGCCUAUCAGAUUUAUAGAUGACCCAGAAGUAGACAUAUAUAUCUAGUCUGUUGACUAGUAGAUUCAGGAUUAAUUCAUCCCAUGAAUAUUCACUGAAUUCUAACUAUGUACUGACAUUAGGAUACAGAAAUCAUUGUAAUUUUUGAAAUAUGUGAACAUAAGACUGAAACUAAAAGGAUAAAAUUGAACAGGCAUUA
Molecule: messenger RNA, 4134 nt
Organism: Odocoileus virginianus texanus
Lineage: Eukaryota; Metazoa; Chordata; Mammalia; Artiodactyla; Cervidae
Source: RefSeq, a predicted model, not a curated record